Molecule: messenger RNA, 753 nt
Organism: Aspergillus nidulans FGSC A4
Lineage: Eukaryota; Fungi; Ascomycota; Eurotiomycetes; Eurotiales; Aspergillaceae
Product: class I SAM-dependent methyltransferase
Exons: 3
Coding region: 1-753 (250 amino acids)
Source: RefSeq, a predicted model, not a curated record
AUGGGUGAUGCUUCAGAGACCUACCCCCUUGCCCGUGAUAGCGCGGAGUCAGCCCGAAUCUGGCUCCUCGAAGCCCGCGACCUCCUAAGCUCUAGAGUACCCAACCAGGAGCCCAAGACCUUCCAUGGCUUCGAUAUCUCCGCUGCGCAGUUUCCCGGGUCCCCACCUGAGGGCGUCUCGUUCUCGUGCCAGGAUAUCCUUAAGCCGUUCCCGCCUGAGUAUCAUAGAAAGUACGACCUAGUGCAUGUGAGGCUACUUGUCACGGCAUUUCCGGAAAAAGAGUACGAGACGGCUGUGAGGAAUCUGGUGGAGAUUUUGAAGCCGGGCGGCUUCAUCCAGUGGACGGACCUGAACGGCUCUUUUCUCGCUUCCCCGUCUAGCACCGAGCUAUCUGACCCGCGCUCCUCGUUCCUCGUGUCCACGUGGCUGGGAUUCAUCGAAUCACAGAGUCUAGCUCUUGACGCACCCGCGUCUCUCGCAGAGGUGUUUAAGAAAGCCGGUUUGGCUGACGUCAGGAAUACUGGGUACGCGCAGCACGACCUUAGCCAGGCGCUGAAACUCCGCGCCCAAGAGUGGCAGGCUGACUCUUUUGGUGCCGUUGUUAAGCGGCUGUUGAUAAAAAAUGGUGAUAUGGAGGCGGACGCAAAAAGGAAGGUGGAGGCGGAGGUUGCGAAGUUACGGAAGUAUUUCGAGGACACGGGGGAGGUCCUGGGGAUAAGGUUCGGGGUUGUUGUUGGAAGAAAGACUGCUUGA